This is a messenger RNA of Exophiala mesophila, 3107 nucleotides long. RefSeq lists its product as uncharacterized. Bases 934 to 2523 code for a protein of 529 amino acids. Lineage: Eukaryota; Fungi; Ascomycota; Eurotiomycetes; Chaetothyriales; Herpotrichiellaceae. The transcript has 2 exons. The record is from RefSeq and is a predicted model, not a curated record.
GCAGCCACUGUGGCCCUGGGACAUUGGGGAGCCUAGGACCAACUGGACCAGCUGGACCAACUCGCAGCGCACCGCACCACCCUCCACCCUCACGACUCACAACGCACGCUCACUUCAACUCCUCACUUCUUCUCUUCGUCUGCUGUCUGUUCUUGUCCCUCUCCCAUCCUGCUCCAGAAUCAUCUCCCCUUCCUUCACUCAUCAUCCGUUUUGCUUGUCCCCUCUUCACCUCGUCCUCUCACUCUCUACACCGUCGACCAACGACGACCUCGCCUUUCCUUACCCCUUCACUGCUGCAGUUUGUCCUCAUCGCCAUUGUCGAAAUCGCUCAGCCAUUCGCACCCGCGGAACUGCUGGCACGAGCCCUUUCUCCUCCACCGCUCCAAAGACUACUACACCGGCUUCGCUGCGCACCAAAGCUUCACCUCUAGGACAACUUGUCCUCUCGCCACUUUACUCGUAAUCAUUGAUACUACAGUUCCAAAAAUCUAUCCGAUCAUUGCUGUGCAAUAUCUCGCUGCUUUCUCGCAAGCAGUGACGACCUUCGUUUCACCUCGAACAGCAUAUCUCAUCGAUUUCAGUCCACCAAGUCCUUUUAGUCACUGACUUCCAUCCCGUUGUCUUCUGUCUAUCACCACCAUUUCUUGUCACAGCUGGCUGAAUCAUCUCGGUCACUCUCUGUCCAGACUGGUCGAGUCACCCAACGGCGCUUUAGAUUCCCCCGUUCGUCUUGCACCCGCUCUCAACGACACUCUUCUACUUGUUUUUUAUAUCACCACCAUAAUUUCAUAAUCCCGGAGCCUCCUCCUGUCGUAUUUGGUCAACUCUUGGACGCAUCUCGCACUACUUCGAUUCGCAUUCUCCAUCACUAGCACCCAUACCAUAAAUUCCAGUCAACAGCCUGCACAUCCAGAAUUCCCUUCCUAGACUACCAUGAGCAUCGACGCUGGCGGUGUUGCUCAAAUGACUUAUCAGUCUCCUUUCAAUAACUCUAUUGGCAUUUCUGGCCCUGGUUUUGCUUCUCGCGGAAAAGGUUCUCACAUCAAACGUCUGAGUGUGGCACCUCCUCCAAAGAUCUCCACCAUCGACGAAACUCAACAGGCCAAUAUCGGCGCCACUCCACGCACUGCCCGUGGUCACUUGUUGGCUGGUCUUCGUACAGCUCCCAAGUCUGCCACCGUUCCUCCUGCCUCUCAUGGUCUCGAGAACAGCAGGUUCGCCCCGGCUCAAAAUGGCAAUCGUGCCCCCCAGACUGCUACCGGCAUGUACUUUCCCGGAAACCGCCACUCAGUGAGCAACUUCCAGAACUUUUCUGCGCCUGAGCAGGUGCUUGCUCCUCCUGCUCUCGACUUCGCCGAUGGUUCAGAGCCCAUGGAUCAGAAUCUAUACGACGAACUCGUAGCCACCAAUCAUUACCUCGCUCAGCAGCAGCGAGCCCUACAGCAGCAGCUCUUGAAUGUCACAGCUGCCGCUCAGCAGUUCUCCGGCCUCAAUCUCAACACCGGCGUUAUGAGCAACUCUGGAGCCCAAUUUCAAUCCCCCUCUCCCAUCACCCCGCUCGGUCUGUACAACCAGCAAUUCCAUCACGGAUUGCAACCGGUUGUCCAACCGGUGCCGGGCAAUCCUGGCGUCUUCUCCGUCUACAAUCCAAUGACGGGGCAGACCAAUUUUGUCGUGGACAAUUUUGCUGCUCAGCAACAGGACAUGUCUCAGCAGCACCGACACCACUCGGUCUCACCACCUCCGGUUCACCCAGGUUACCAACGUCAGUUUUCUGAUCCUUUAGUCCCACAAACGGACACCCGCUCCAAAACACCCCCCAAGCCCACGCCUUCUCCUCAACAGGAGGUCGAACCUCUGCCUCCACCGUCUGCAAACGCGUUCCGCCGUGGUCAUAGAAAGAACAUGUCGUCAACAAACAUCAAGACCACAGGGGAAUGGACAAAGGGCUUGGCUGUGAGGUCUGCUGGUUUCCCACAGACACCGUUGACGGGCACCUUCGGACCUGGUCAAGGACGGGCAGGAGAACAUCCAAUCAGACAACCCAAAGGGCCACCGCUCCUGCAAGAGCUUGAAGAGAAGCCAACCUCCAAGCAUGAGGGCAGCAAGAACUUUGCAACACGUCAACGCCGCCGUGCUGUCCAUGACCUAGUUCGUGCCGGACGAGAGCGCCGAAGCGAUGGUGCUCGCCAACCAGGCUCUGGUGCAGCUACUCCAGGGAGUGAAAAUGAGUUCAACUUCUCAGUCUCGUCCGACACUGAUUCUGCCCUGGGUGGUAGUACCAGCCUUUCGAGCCGACCAAGUCUUGGCAGCCUUCGUGCUGCCGCCAGUGGUGCCAUCGGGUCCGAAAUAAAAGAAAAGUCCCGAGAACGUUCUUCGCUCGACAGUGUUGGAGCCAAGAGUUUGAGCAGUGAGGAGGGCAAUGCUGUAGGAGGACCAAUUGUUCAGAUUGAGCCUGCAAGACGCAACACGCCCCGUCUGGUGCUCAGCAGUGCCGAGAAACGCAAGAGCGUGAUUUUUUGAAAACCUUUACCCAUCAUCGCCUGGGCAGUGCCCAGGAUCGCCUAUCGAGUUCUCUUGGCAGACUCAGCCGCUCGUUUCAUCACGAAUUAUGAUGACCUGAAGAUUGAAUUGACAUGGAGCUCUAUCAAUCCACCCCUAACGAAAAACAAAGUUCGACCGGAAUCAUGACAAAAUUCCUCGAUUGACGCCUAGUGCCUAGUUCGAUUGUCAUUGAACUUUUCCAUCCCGUCGAGUUUGAAUGCUAUUUUCAAAUCAGCAAAUACAAACAACACUCUCCUUUCUGCCCCUCCACGUUGAAUCAAGCCUUCGAGGCAAGGCUUUGUCGACGCCGUAUCGGCAAGCCUCUAUCUUUGUCCUCUGUGCUUGAACGGUCGCUGGGCUCCCAAUUGAUGACGCUGAGUCAGCCCGAGAUUCAGAUCUCCCUUUUCAGCACUCGACUGGUUGACAAGCCCAAGGAGUAUGAGAGCUAGCGUCAAGUGAAGCAUGUAUCUUCCUGGGCCAACAGUCCUGACACUGGAGGUGUUUGUCCCCUUUAUUAGCUUUAGCACCAAUUAAAGAAUGAAUCUAUUUCAUAUUUCCACGUG